Messenger RNA from Loxodonta africana (African savanna elephant), 9457 nucleotides. It is a transcript of the gene EMILIN2, whose product is annotated as elastin microfibril interfacer 2. NCBI's taxonomy places the organism in Eukaryota, Metazoa, Chordata, Mammalia, Proboscidea, Elephantidae. Gene Ontology annotation, molecular function: protein binding. Bases 126 to 3392 code for a protein of 1088 amino acids. The record is from RefSeq and is a predicted model, not a curated record. The transcript is spliced from 8 exons.
GAGGAGGCGGCCGGGAGCCUCCUGCCUUCUCCGGCUGUGCCCGGGCCGCCUGCAACCUCUUGGCGCUUCCUGGGAUCCGCCGCGCUCCAGGCUCGGCCAGGCGGGGCGCGCCCACUGCGCGCAGAAUGUGGCGGCGGACACUGCCCCGGCCCGGUGCGCCCUGGCACUGGGCGCUGGCGCUGCUGGCCCUGGGCGGCGCGGGGCUGUGCCAUGCCAGCCCGCAGCCAAGGCAGCCAGCGCGGCCCGGCGCGAGGAACAAGAACUGGUGCGCCUACAUCGUGAACAAGAAUGUGAGCUGCUCUGUGCUGGAGGGGAGCGAGAGUUUUAUCCAGGCUCAGUACAACUGUGCCUGGAACCAGAUACCCUGUCCGGCUGGGCUGGGGUAUCGAGUGAGCUUCAGACCCAGGUAUGUCACUAAGUUCAAGACAGUGACCCAGUUGGAAUGGAGAUGCUGCCCCGGGUUUAGAGGGGGAGACUGCCAAGAAGGUCCCGGGAAUCCUGGGAGGACCCCCCACCCUACGCCUGCUCAGCCUCGAAACAGCAUGAAGAAAGCUACAGAUAAUGAACCAAACCAAAUCCCAGGGCCCAAGAGAACUCUGGCACCAACUCAUACAGCAGAACCAAGUCGAGUAGUAGAUCCAAAACAGGGACCUCAAGAACUUCAAGAAAAGAAAAUUCAGGUGCUUGAGGAGAAGGUUUUCCGACUCACAAGGACAGUUCUUGACCUCCAGUCUUCUAUUGCUGGAGUGAAUGAAAACCUCAAACAUGCCAUCCAGAAUGAUGCCGGUAAAAUGCUGGUUUCGUGGCUCAACAACGUGCACCCCCAGCCAACACCUGACAGUGCCAUUGGUGGAGACACAGAAAUGGUCCAGCUUCCUGGCAUCAACAACAAGGAAUCUGGCAUGAAGGACAUCAAGUCUGAAUUGGCCGAAGUCAAGGAUGCUCUGAAGACGAAGAGUGACAAGCUGGAAGAGCUGGAUGGGAAAGUGAAGGGUUAUGAAGGGCAGCUCAAACAGCUCCAGGAGGCCGCCCAGGGCCCUACAGUGACCAUGACGACCAACGAACUCUACCAAGCCUAUGUGGACAGUAAGAUCGAUGCCCUGAGAGAGGAACUCAUGGAGGGAAUGGACAGAAAGCUAGCUGAUUUGAAGAACUCUUGUGAGUACAGGUUGGUUGGCCUCCAGCAACAGUGUGAUGAUUAUGGGAGCAGCUUCCUAGGUGUGAUAGAGCUUAUAGGAGAGAAGGAAGCAAAUCUGAGAAAAGAAAUAAAUGACCUUCGUGCCCAGCUACCGAAUCCUUCCGUCCAGACAAACUGCUCUGACCAUGAAAAGAAUGGUGCACACUUUGGUCAACAGAUCAAGAUGUUAGACCAGAAAAUCGAAAAAGUUGCUGAAGCCACCAGGAUGCUGAAUGGGCGACUGGACAAUGAGUUUGAUCGCCUCACAGUUCCAGAACCAGAGGUGGACUUUGAUGCAAGAUGGAAUGAGCUGGAUGCAAGGAUCAAUGUGACAGAGAAGAACGCAGAAGAACAUUGCUUUUACAUUGAGGAAAGCCUUCGGGGGGCCAUUAAUGCAGAGGUACAUGAGUUGAAGCAACUUCUCAACCAGAAAAUACAAUCUCUAGAAGACCGUGUGGGGAGCGUUCUUCUGGAGAUUGCAAACAGCUCUAAUGCAGAAUUUACUCCUUCAAGCUCCACCCUACCAGGUGUGUCAGGGUCAGGGAACGAACAGGUCCUGACUGAAUUAAACCACUUGAAGGAUAAACUUCAAGUUGUUGAGGAUAUUUGCCAGCAGAACUUCCAGAGAGAGCCUCAUGGGAGAGAAGGUACUUUGCCAAAUGAGGAAGACCACACAAUGGGUGAUAGUUCAAGGCUUUUGAAAUCUCUAAAUGACACAAUGCACAGGAAGUUUCAGGAAAUUGAAUGGAGCAUCCAGAAACUUCAACAGGAUUUCAGUUUUCUUUAUUCCCAACUAAAUCACACAGAAAAUAACGUGACUUUUCUUCAGAAUGAGAUGAGCCAUUGUAGAGAAGGUAAAAACGCUGAAGGGGGUGGGUUUACUAAGGGGGGUAAGCCAGAGAGGACAGGUGAGACCCUCCCGUCCCCACCGGAUCCCACGGCACAGUGCUGCAGCCAGCUAGAGGAGGAGUUACAGAGGCUGCAGAGCCAGGUCCUUACUGGCCUAGACACUUGUAAGGAAAACAUGCAAGGCGUCCAGACAGAGGUCUCUGUGGUUGAAGGCAGAGUGUCUCAGAUGGAGAAAACUUGCAACAAACUGGACUCCAUCUCGGGAAGUCUUGACAAGAUCAAGGAAGGGCUCAACAAGCAUGUGAGUAGCCUGUGGAGCUGCAUCAGGCAGAUGAAUGGGACGCUCCAGUCACAUUCCGGAGACAUUUCUGGCCUGAAGAAUUCUGUCCAGCAGUUCUAUAGCCACGUUUUCCAGAUUUCUACUGACCUGCAAGAUCUGGUCAAAUUUCAACCAUCAGCAACAGAGGAGCCUCCCGAAGUGGCCCAGCCGCCGCCCCACAGGAAGGGCCCACAGACACCGGGCAGGCUGGCCAAGGGCCCCACCAAACCGGCUCACCCGGAGCUGACCCCUGCUCCGCUGCCGAGGCCCAGCAGCCUGCCACCUCCCGAGGACCCUGGACAGCGCCCCGUGCUGCCCAAGAGGCCCCUGUCGCCACAGCCCCCUGAAGAGAUGCUGCCCCCGCCAGCAUGGCCCGGCUGGACAGGGCUGCCCUUGCUGCCUGGGUCCACGGGGGUCAUCAUGGAGACGGGAGAGGCUGGGCCUCCGGGUAGAAUGGGCGUGUCGGGCAGGGGCCUGCCCCAGGGGGUGGAUGGCCAAACGGGCCAGGCCCCUUUCCCCAACUCCGAAGGCUACGCUGGUGCACCAGGCUACCCCAAGUCACCUCCUGUAGCCUCCCCAGGGGUUCUGGUGCCUUCUCUGGUGUCGUUUUCUGCUGGGCUUACGCAGAAGCCUUUCUCCAGUGAUGGAGGCGUUGUCCUCUUUAACAAAGUGCUGGUAAACGAUGGAGACGUCUAUAACCCCAAUACUGGGAUCUUCACAGCGCCUUACGAUGGGCGCUACCUGAUCACUGCCACCCUCACACCUGAGAGAGACACCUACGUGGAAGCUGUCCUGUCGGUCUCCAAUGCCAGCGUGGCCCAGCUGCACACGGCAGGGUACAAGAGGGAGUUCCUGGAAUACCACCAGCCCCCGGGGGCGCUCCACACGUGUGGGGGCCUGGGGGCCUUCCACCUUAUCGUGCACUUGAAGGCGGGGGAUGGCGUCAACAUCGUGGUGACUGGGGGCAGGCUAGCUCAGACGGACUUUGAUGAGAUGUACUCCACGUUCAGUGGGGUGCUCCUCUAUCCUUUCCUCUCCCACCUGUAGAUGGGCUGGGGCAAAGGGCAGGGUAAAGAGAACUGUACAAACUCCAAGCUUUAAUAUAUUCAGUUUAGGUAUGUAAUUGGAGCACUGAUCUAGACUUUUCUGCAUACAUCCCACCCCUUCCCCAGGAUAAAGGCCUUACCCGUGUUUCAGGUCACCACACCUGAUAGUUUCCAGGCGGGCAGCAAGCAGCUGACACGUGCCUAAGGCUUCCACUGACUCUUCCAUCACACCAACUGAGCAGCUGGCCACCUUGGGAAUGCCCUUGUCUUUCUGCGGAUCCUGCCCUCCUCGGGCCUUCCCAGCUGCAGCCGAGCAGUCAGUGGGAGCCCUGCCUGAAGGUCCCUGCUCAGUUCUAUGCCAACCCCUAAGGUGCUGACGCAGAGGUUCCAAUGGCUUCCCUUUGGGCCAGGCCAGAAGAUGGCAUCCUGCUGGUGGGGGAGCUGGCUUAGGGCUGGGAGGAGGCCAGGAUGGUCCCGUGGCUGUGGUCUUCCCUGGGGAGCAGAGCUGCAGCCGUGACUCCCUCUGUAUUUUACACUGCGUGGAGUUUACACACUGGGGUGCUGGGUGCUGGGUGCUGUGUGCCCCCACCCAGAGACUGGAGCUCAGUCUGGGCUGUUCCCCCAUGGGGACACAUCACUGCUCGCUCGGCCCCAGGUGGCAGGGGACACCAGACUGUGUUCCUGAAGCUUGUUGGGCUCCUCGAAUGACAUGUACAACUUAAGUGCAAAGACAGGGAGUAUCAAUAAAGAUGGAGAACCACUUGAAGUUACUUUUCUAAGUUUGGUGUCUCAUGGGUUGGGGGUUGUUAAAAAGCUAACUGUGGAAAGGUAUUUGACUUUUAUGGCUGCUGAAAAUGAGCGUGAAUAAAUUUCAACCAUAAACUUGUUCAACAUUCAAGCUGUACACUGGUUUUUGAGCUUUUAAAGACAGACCAGGUGUGCUUGGAGGUGGGCACCUUUGUGGUCCUGUGGCUGGAAGGGGACUCAUCCACGGAUGUGACCUCCACGGGUGUGAAGCAGUGGUGGCCAAGCUCAGGAGACCCAGCACUCCUUGCUUCACUGCACACUCACGCAGACAUCACUUACAGACGCUCAGGUUCCUGGGCAGCAAGGGGCCCCGCCUAACCUGGUCACACGCCGAGGGCCGAGAACACCCUGAAGGCCAGCUCAUUUCCCUUGUCUUACGGGGCCCCCAGACCCACCCAUCCUUUCCCCAGCAGCAGCGACAACCUCAGCACACUGAACCCUAGCUCAAAAAGGUGGCCUUAAAAUCUACUGGCCGCUUCAGUGCCACCGUUCCCGUCUAGGUGGGGGACGCAGCGGCCUGGAGCCCCAGAUCUGGAAGGUACAAAUAAGUAAAGCUUUGGUUUCCUUGGCCCAAAUUGAUGCCGUUCUGCUGUAAAAACACUCCGGGUUCCAAAGAUUGCCUGCAAACCAAAUCCAACAGAGUGGUCACGGGACACGUCAGAGGGGCUCUUCUUCCCUAUCCCCUCCCUUCCCCCCAUGUCACUUCAUCAAGAAGCCCCGAGGCCUUUCCUUUCGCUGGCUUCAGUUAGGGCCCAGGUGGGGAGAAAAGACCAAGAAUCAAAGGUUUGUGGUUGCAGCAUGUUAUACAUUCGGGCCGCAUUCCCACCCUCGUUUCCUCAGCUGGGGAAUUGGCUGGAGGCAGCUGUCACAUCAUCCUUGGCUGUCCCAGAAAUGACUCAUGGAAAAUAACCCCAAUGCACUGGAGUGUUUUCAGGAAAAGCCAGUCAGCGUGUGGACCCACUUUCACUCUCUCACUCACACUCUUUAGAAGGCAGGGACCAGAAAGAGAUGACAGCAGCGGUUUUUCUUUUUCCUACUCCACUGUUGGUUCUGUACGGCUUCAACUAACUUGAUCCCCCUCGUCCCUCAGCACAUCCCAGUAACUCAUUUACUGAAGACAGUGAAUUUCAGCUGUGUAUCCAAGACAGGCCACGCACAAUACACCCAAUGGCAGCAGGGUCUGUACUGACUCAAAAACAAGAUGGGAUGAGAGUUGGGUCUCCGCCCACAGAAGCUGCAGGGAUCUUCAAGUAAGGGAAGACCCACCUUCUGUGUAGUGAGGACAGCAGACAGCUGAGCCCACAGGGCUGGGAGUUGCCUCUUCAUGAACCCACCACCCCACCAGAUGUAUAAACCAAACCCUAGGGCUUAAUCUGACACACAGCCACAAGCUCUAAGACAGAGCUGUUGCUGCUGAGAAAAAGGCCAGGGCCCUUCUUAAGAUGGUGAAGAGACAGGGUGGGACAUUUUCCACACAUAUUAACACUAAGCAAAUGACCUCACUUCAAUGAUCAAAAGAAAACCACAGCAACAAGGAAAACCGCAAACCAAGGCACGCUGCAUUUGAAAUUCUACGUCAGCACUGCUCACCUAGCUUUCCCAGCGACCCCAUCAUCUCUGAUGGUUUGUAGCUUGAAGGGACCGUGAGAUCCGAGGGACAUGAAGUCCACACUUGUACAUUUGAAAACAUGGCUUUGUAUAUAUCCACAUCCACUUUUCAGACAUAACUACGUGUUCUCCCUACACCAUCCCAGUCCUAUGAAAAGGAAGGGCAAACUCAAACUCUAAGGGGUGCGGGGUUGACAGAGCAAGCUGCAACCACGGUGGGUCCCGUGACAGCUCAGGAGGGAGUGCGGGCGGUUCCUCUUUUAACCACCUAAAGCCCUUCUGGGUGGAAAGGUCUCCUCUGUAGUACACCCAUCUCAACUCUUUCUACUCCUAAAGUCUUCACCAUGUUGCCCUGGGACCUUACUUAGCCAUCAGGUCCUGGUGAAGAAGCGUGAAAUGCAAAACCUCUCCAUACUGUAAAGCACACGCUCAUGGAGGAACUGCCAUUCAACACACGCUCACACUUGUAAGGUCCAGAGAUCUCCAUAGAAAACACAAUUUAAAUGACAUGGGGGAGGGUGUGGCUUUUAAUCAGAGGUCACUUUGACUCUCCUUAUCUGAUGAAAAAUAAUAGUAUCCAGACUCAGGAGGGUUAGUGAAAGCCGGGGUGGGGGAGCAAGGGCCCAGAACAGGACUCUCAGGGACACCCUGCGGGGUUAAAGACCACCUGGCGGGGCCCGUGACAGCACAGCAGCAAUUAUACACGGACGAGUGAAUCACUCCCUGGCAGAGCCUACAAAGCAGGAGAACUGGGUUCCUGUGGGUGUAGCCUCACUCUGGGAGUCAGGUAUCUACAAGUCCUGGCUGUAGAUAAACUUAAGUAUCAGCGAAAAUCAAAAUGCUAAUUUAUGGAAAUAAUCAGUUUUGGCAAAAGUAUAGAGAAAUCUAGACAUCCUCAGAAAGGAAGAGUCAAAUGCGCGGAGUUUACAUUUGUUUAUUGUUUUAACAUUUUAUUUUGAACAUCAAACAUUGCACCAAAAUAUCCAUUUAUCUCAAGACAACUGUCUUUACCAUAACUAAGAGUACUGAUGUUUACAAUUCAUUUCCGACAAUUUAAAACUUACUAGUGGUAUUGCUGUCUAAUAAUCAAAUACUUUAUCAUAAACUGAACUGUCAAAUUGAAAGCAGUUUCCCCUCCCUUUCUUACCUUCAAAACAAAGGAAAAAAACAAAACAGUUUUCACCUGGAAAGAGCACUUAAACAAAAAGUCAAUUUUUAACCAUUUUCAUUAAGCCCAGCAUGCUCUAAAACAAGGAAAACCCAGGCUUCCUAGAGUAAAUGUGAUGCAUGAAAAGCGGAUAAAAACCCCUUGGCGAGUCUGUUCUCAACUUUCAGAAAGAGAAAGCGCUCACUUGCUAACUGUCAGUGAAAGGCCUGGCCUGCACCUGCUGGAGCGAAGUGCAGGAGGUGCUGCGCGCAGGCCCCCAGUGGUGGGACCCACGACAGACGUGCCUCCAGUCACCAGGGAGCUGGGGCUUUUCAACGCUCGGCCACAGUGAAGAGCGGCCGGACCGGAAGAGCCUGCACAGCUCUUGGCAGCUCUCACGUUAGGACACCACACUAGUGUUUCUUUUUCCAUCUGAAAAAGAUGCAGAUGUCCUUACAUGUGGCAAACACGGCACUCAAGCACGGGGUAGUCUGCCUGCUCCAGAUCCACACGUGUACUCCCCUAAAGCCUGACCAGGAUUCUGAAGUCUACACUUCACAGAAGUACAACCUUAAACACGUGGACGUUAACGCAAAAACUAAAGUUAGAUUGGAUUGGAAAGAGGGACCACUUAAUCAGUGGGGCCACUGACAGAAUGACGUGGAAAAGCCCAUCUGCCCUGCAGGCUCCUGCGGUUUCCCCAUCACGACAAACAUCCUGAGGGUGAUGCGUCAUGAACUCACCAUCCUAAGGGCUUGUGUACAAACACACUCAAGGGCAUCUCUCUUUCACAGAAAGAACAAAUGUCAUUUGUACCAAAUGGCAAUGGGUUUUUAGCACAAACUUAACACUUCCAUAACACUAUCGUAAUAGUAAAUCAUAUACUUUCAGUAAGAGAGACUCCUUUAAAUAAGGAAAAAGACUCACAUUAAUUAGCAUAUAUACCCACUGGAUCAACUUGCAGUGAUAAAGUGACAAAGCCUACUGCUUAUGCACACUGAGACAAAGGGACCAAGCCCCCACAGCUCAGGGCUGGAGACCUGGCUUCCCAGCUGGGCUCUCUGAGGAAGGCCUGGGUGUCCAAAGAGAAGAGCUUGUUAGGAAAAACAAACACAUCACCUAGUUUAAAACUCUUUAGAGGACAACGUACAAAGCACUAAAGAAGGUGUAUGUUAACGAUUUUUCGUACCGCGCAUAUGCAAAGGAACGCUUCGAAGCUCAGUAAGGCUCAUGCUCUCCCUCCGCCCCAGUCUGUCCGGAGGACAUGCUGAUGGCACUCAGUGACGUUUUAACCAACAUUACUAAAUGGACCGGUGGCAGUUCACGGAACUCAGGUUAUAGACAGAAAUGAAGCAACUGGCAUCUGCUCUCCAAGCAUUUUAAUUCACUACUAAGGUAGAACUUCACAUAAAUAUAGUUGCCCUAACCUAUGGUACAUGAACAUGUCAAUCCAGCUCAUUGAACAAUGAGUCCUGAAAUGUUCAAGGUGAGAAGGUCUGAACUGGAGAAAGCACGUGUCACUGCUUCCCUGGGAACAUGUGCCUUCAGGUUCUGCCACUGAGACCUGUAUUCAAAGGAUCUCAACAUUGUCUCUGCAUCCAACAGCACUAGGAAGCAGCAGCUGAGUCAAGGAAUACCAACCCUCUACUCCAGAACAUCACCGCCCUCUGUCUCCGUCUCUGGAUCAGUGUUAUCUGGGGUGAGGCGAGCUAAAACAAGAACAGCCCACAAUACAGUCACAGGGAAGGGGGGCCAGGGAACCGCUGGCCUGUCUCUGCGGCUCUCUCUGCUCUGGGCCUCAGCUCAUUGCUCUCUUCAGAGAACUAUGACUGUGGUCGUCAUGGGUCCUCUGAGGCCUCCUCUCCAACAGCUCUCUUGACUUUAAUGCUGAGGUGAUUGUCAACACCACCCUGAUCUCUGCAGGCUCCUGGAAAUGACUGGCUGAUCACCACCUCUGGAGGGGCUCACUGCACAUGUCCCUGUACGGGCUGCCCAGACAUCUGACAUGAGCUCAUUACAGCCAGCUCGGGAAACUGAACUGCUCUUCAUUUUUUCAGGGAAAAUACACAGGCCUCCCCCCAGGUGACCAUGAGAUCUCACAGGGUGCACGUGUCCCCGGCUGAUGGGAGCAGUCAAAAUGGGGACUCACAGAUGUGAGGGGUGGUCAGCUCUAGGAGCUCUCUCUUAAAUGCUUCCUGGGUUUUAUCCAUGGCUGUGAUUCCAAAUGCCAAAGCCCAACUGUCGGCCUGUGGCCUCACGUGAGCUUCCCUGUGCUUCCCUGACAAUCUAAAGUGCAAAGUUUUAGAAACCCUGUCCCAAAGCCAAGCCACCCAGACGCCCACUUGAUGGGCAACAGGCCCAGGGACAGAGGAAAGGGUCUUCCCAGGACAGGUCACAAUGGUACAUCUGCAUUUCCAAGGCCUCCCUGAAAAUGGACGAAGUUGUUGCAUUUUUUUUUUUUUAACUUCAUUUCCACUAAUAAGAUUUUUAUUGCAAACAUCAAA